GAUAUCCCAAAAUGUGGGGCAAAUAUAUUUUCAUCAGUCAGAAAAAGUAUGAGAUACAGAUCCUAGGGCCAGUGGCAUUAGGAAUGUACAUCAUUCUCUUUGCUAUUGCAUGUAUGAGUGUUGGAACCAUCUACUCGGCAUAUUGGUAUGAGGAUAUAAUGAUAGUAAUCUUUGAAGAGGUAUUUGCAGUAUUCCUCAGUUAUAUACUGUUCAAGUCAUAUUUUGAUCUGAUCUAUACCAAUCCUGGAAUCAUUCCUAAAGGGAACACCUCUGUUGAUAAGAACUUAGACUACUGGAUGAGAAUUUAUUAUUUUAAGACAAAGAAAGAAACCCCUUUCAAGACAAAGCUUAAAUAUUGAAGAACUUGUAAGAUCAUUAGACCUCCUAGAAGUUUUCAUUGCAACAGGUGAGGAGUGUGUAUUGAAAGACAUGAUCAUCAUUGAGUUUUUACUGGAGGUUGAAUUGGCGUAAGGAAUCAUAAAAAGUUUGUCGUUUUCUUAUUCACAACAGCAUUUGUUUCUUUCUCUGCAUUAUGGAUAAAUGCUCCAAUCGCUUAUACUUCAUACCCUACUGCUUUUGAUGAGACUGCAGAGACAUUAGAUAUAUUCAUGGUCAGCUUUUUCUGCUGUUUCAUUCAAUUCCAAACAGCAUUUGCAAUGUUCCUAUUUGGACUGCUUCACAUCUAUUUCGCCUCCCAAAAUAUCACAAGUAAUGAAGGAUUCCGAAGAGUGUAUAAGAACUCUGAAAAUCCAUUCAAAAUGUCCUUACUUCAAAAUUUAAGCUACUUCUGGAAUGAUUUUCACAGGUUUCCUUGCCACAUCACAAUGAUCCAGAACCCAAAAUACAAACAAUAUCACUCCAAGCUACUAGCUAAUUAUGGUAGACUGUACACAGAGGAAUCUAAAGAAGAGAAUGGUGAGAAGUUGAAGGAUAAUGAUGAGAAGUUGCAAGUGACUUGUUUAGGCAAGAAGGAUGAUUAGUC
This is a messenger RNA of Moneuplotes crassus, 982 nucleotides long. The record is from the annotation of a GenBank genome assembly. Lineage: Eukaryota; Ciliophora; Spirotrichea; Euplotida; Euplotidae.